CAAAGAUGCAGUACGUAGCAAGAAGGAGUUCUUCACGGUGCCUCAGAUUGUGCUUUCAUUACCGUGCUUGGCUUUAAUAUUAGCCACUGCUAUGGAUGAGCAGCAGCAGUGUAGCACUAUGUAAACCAAAGUAUGGAUAUCAGCCAUUAAUUAUGUUUCAUUUUCUUUCCACAGUUAAGUUGAUUUUACAGAAUUUAUCAGGUCUUCCAAGCAGAAACAGGUGAUUUUUGCUGUGGGUUGAGCUCAGCAUGGCUGUAGUCAUCCGUUUACAGGGGCUUCCUGUUAUUGCGGGUCCUGCAGAUAUUCGUCGUUUCUUCUUGGGAUUGAAUAUUCCUGAUGGAGGUGUGCAUAUUAUUGGAGGAGAAAUUGGGGAGGCUUUUAUUAUAUUUGCAACAGAUGAAGAUGCACGGCGUGCAAUGAGCUGUUCAGGAGGGUUUAUCAAGGACUCGCGCAUAGAGCUCUUUCUCAGCAGCAAGACAGAAAUGCAGAGUACCAUAGAAAUGAGCCGGAAACGAUUUGAUCGUGGGGGACGAGAACCUAUGCCUGGGUCUAGACGACCAUGUGCUAAUAAUUCUGGUCCUUCGGGUGUUGGAGAGUUUUCACAUUUAGUUCCAGCUUUUCCAAAAGGAAUGAGUAAACCUAGCUACGGUCCACCAAAUCAUCCGGAGGCUGGUUUCCAUGCCAAUGGCACAAGACAUGGUGAUGCAGGUAUACCUAAAUCCAUCUAUCCCCAGCCAAGAAAAGAUCCGCAUCCAUUUAACCCAGAUGAUCUUUACUUAUUUCUGCGUGGAAUACCUUACUCUGCCACGGAAGAUGAAGUUCGCGCUUUCCUUUCUGGCUUACGUGUGGAUGGAGUCAUUCUGAUAAAGCAUCGCAAUGGCUUAAACAACGGUGAUUGCUUGGUAAAAUUUGCCACGCCUGGUGAUGCCUUAGAAGGACUUAAACGUCAUAGACAAUACAUGGGUCAGAGGUUUAUAGAAAUAAGCCCAUCUUCGGAGGAGCGGUGGAUUGAAUAUGGUGGGAGGGUGGACAUGACAAAUGAGAUGGAUCACUUCUUGUGCGAAGAGCGUUCUCCAGCCAGAAGCGCAGGCUACAUGCAUCCCAGGAAGCAUUCGCACUCCAGGUCGCCGAGGAGACAAAGAACGCGCUCUCGUUCACCUCCCACCCAGGAAUACUACAUACACUUAAGAAAUCUCUCUACUAAUCUCGAGAAGAGAGAUUUGAGAGCAUUUUUCCCUGAUCUGGAUAUUUGCAGCAAACAAAUUAAGUUCCUAAUGGAUAAGCAUCAGAGGAGGACUAGAGAUGCGUUUGUGAUGUUAAGGAGUGAGAGAGAUUAUCAGGCUGCUUUGGAAUAUCAUAGAAAGGCUCUUCUCAAUCGCCCUGUUUACAUUUUUCCAAUUUCAAGAAGAUCAAUGUUGAAAAUAAUUGAUUCUUGUGAGAGGAAAAGAUCACAGGAAAGAGAUCAUCCUGGACAAGGCUUACAGGAUAAGAGUUAUCGGGAAGGUCAUCCUGGCCCUAAGCUAUGUGCUUAUGUAAGAAAUUUUCCAUUUGAUGUGUCCAAAAUUGAAGUGCAGAAAUUCUUUGCAAGAUUUGAUAUUGAUGAAGAGGAUAUUUACUUGCUCUAUGAUGACAAAGGAGUUGGGUUGGGAGAAGCGUUAGUGAGGUUUAAGUCUGAAGAACAAGCCAUGAAAGCAGAAAACUUAAAUCGGCGGAGGUUCUUGGGAACGGAGGUGUUAUUGAGACUUAUAUCUGAAGAGCAGAUGCAGGAGUUCGGUGUAACUGUUCCGUUGUCUGGACCAAGUGAAAUGCAGGGUCAUUCGCAGGCGUAUGACAGAGGGGAGCUUUCCCGGCCAGUUGGUUCCCCUCCUGGACCUCCGCAGGGACCGCCCAUGCAUUCCUUUGGUCCCCCGGGGAAUUUUAGGCAUCCUUCUGAAUUUAGGCACCCCCCUGAUGACUUCAUGUGCCCUCCUGAGGACUUCCGAGGACCUCCACCACUCAUGGAAUUUGGUGACAGUGAACCUUUUGGCAGAAUGGAGUUUGGAAAUAGCAAAAUGGGAAGUUUUCCUGAAGGAAGAUUUAUGCCUGAUCCCAAUUUCAGUGGCGGUUCGGAACGCGUUGUUCCUGUUCGAUUGAAAAAUUUGCCGUUUAAAGCUACUCCUAAUGAGAUUCUGGAUUUUUUCUAUGGCUACAGAGUGAUCCCAGAGUCGGUCUCUAUUCAGUAUAACGAGCAAGGAUUGCCUUCGGGCGAUGCCAUUGUCGCGAUGACAAACUAUGAGGAAGCUAUGGCUGCUAUUAACGAACUGAACGAUAGGCCAAUUGGUCCUCGGAAAGUUAAGUUGAGUUUGCUCUGAAGGAGGAAACAUGCUCUAGAAUAAAAUAUUCUAGAUUUGACAGUAUUGACAAUUAUUUUCACUUUUUUAAAUUACUGGAAGAUGUAGAAGAAACGGUUUCCAUCAACGGUUGUAAAUAGUGUCUAGUUUAGCUGUUUAGUUCUUGGUUGAAAUAUGUGUAUGGUUAAGAUACCUGAGAACUGUAUCGUGCCUGUUUCUUGUGGCAGAGAAGAGCCCGGAAAUUUUGGAGGACGCUGAAUAUCAAGGUAUAAAAGCACGGAGUUGCAAUGCUUUUAUUUUUUCUUUCCUCCAGUUUUCUUUAAA
This is a messenger RNA of Tinamus guttatus (white-throated tinamou), 2654 nucleotides long. The record is from RefSeq and is a predicted model, not a curated record. NCBI's taxonomy places the organism in Eukaryota, Metazoa, Chordata, Aves, Tinamiformes, Tinamidae.